This is a messenger RNA of Ostertagia ostertagi, 195 nucleotides long. NCBI's taxonomy places the organism in Eukaryota, Metazoa, Nematoda, Chromadorea, Rhabditida, Trichostrongylidae. The record is from the annotation of a GenBank genome assembly.
AUGUUAUUCUACCUUGUAUGUGCGCUUUUCCUGCUCAACGCCUUUACAACUGAGGUGCAGGGCAAUGAGCCGUGCCAGGAUCAAGGAGGCGAGCAGUUUUGCUUUGGCCCGCACAGACUAGGAUUUUGCGACAAACCCGACUUCCAGCACAUUGCGGAGUAUUACUGUGCCAAAACGUGUGGCAAAUGCCACUGA